AAAUUCUUUUGAGCAAGUGUGUCAUGAAAUUGCCAUUCGUUUCUGCUCUAUAUACCUGGUCAGAUAAAACAGAUUUUUCCAAAUACAUAUCCACCGACGUUAGUGUUCGUACAAAGACACAAAUUGGUUUUGUUCCUCUGCAAAUUUUUCAAGCUCAAUAUGUCACUGUGGUCCCAGCUGAAGCCGGUGGAAUGGUGCAAGGCGGUCUACAUGGACUAUCACUCCUGGUCAUUCGUCAAGUGCUCCCUGGCCUUUUGUGCCGGUAUUCUUUUGGUUCGCAGUCUCGACGGUAAAUUGCCGGAGAGCAGUUUGGUUCCCGAGAUGUAGGCCUACAUUCCAUCAUCGUAUCAAAUUGGUAAAGAAAACAAGUUGACUGUAGUAGAUAUCAAGUGGAUUUACAGUCCUUGGAUUACCAUGUAACUCAUCGAUUAAUUGUUGGUUUACAUCGAAUUAAAUAAGUGGUGUUGAAAUCAACAUUUUUCCUUUCCCAA
Messenger RNA from Drosophila ficusphila, 491 nucleotides. RefSeq lists its product as uncharacterized. Lineage: Eukaryota; Metazoa; Arthropoda; Insecta; Diptera; Drosophilidae. The transcript has 2 exons. The record is from RefSeq and is a predicted model, not a curated record. Bases 160 to 327 code for a protein of 55 amino acids.